Messenger RNA from Osmerus eperlanus (European smelt), 4652 nucleotides. RefSeq names its product cell surface glycoprotein 1-like. The record is from RefSeq and is a predicted model, not a curated record. Bases 627 to 2354 code for a protein of 575 amino acids. Lineage: Eukaryota; Metazoa; Chordata; Actinopteri; Osmeriformes; Osmeridae. The transcript has 4 exons.
AGAACGCUGGUAUUUUAUUUAUCUGAUACACGGGCAGACCAUAAUCUCUGCAGCCUAGCAACCACCUCUUUAAUUUAUAGAUCACAGCACCGGACGUUACCCUCGCUCCACCGCGAGGCGGUUCUAGGCAUUCUCCAUUGCAGUGUGAUAACAAACCGUCGGUUCCGUUACCUGGUGUCGGGCACCGUUCUGCAUCUCAAUCUGAUGUUAAAUAUCGAAUUAUUCUACUAAAUACUAUUGUAGCUCAGCACGUACCACAUCACUGUGAGUGUGUGUGUGUGAGGGUUUGUGAGUGUGUGUGUGUAAGAGAGAGUUUCCAGUGAAUUGAUGCAUGUGAGAUUAUUACACAGGAUUAGAUUUGUUUAUGAGAUACUAGUGACACGUGUGUGUGUAUGGCUGAGACAGAGAGAGACUGAAAGGGAGAUGUGUCUUGUUUGAGUGGAGUGUGGUUGUCAGUGUGUAAGCAAUGGUGUGUGUGUGAGAUGCUAACAAUGUCCUCCAUUGUGUGUCUCCAGAUUGCCGGUCCUGGGACGAUGGGAUCCCUCUCUGCUUGACCCGCUCUGACCAGGACGGUGUGUGUGUGUGUGUGUGGCAGCGUCACGGUGUGUGUGUGUGCAGCGGGGGUCAUGGAGUACCACAGUGGUAGCCUGCCCCUGCUUGGGAGACCCCGUUACUGCCCUGGCAGUGCCACCGGAGGCUACCUGUGUGAGACUGGACACUGCUGCGGAGAAACUGGCUGCUGCACCUACUACUAUGAGCUGUGGUGGUUCUGGCUGCUGUGGACGGUACUGAUCCUGUUCAGCUGCUGCUGUGCGUACCGUCACCGCCGGGCCAAGCUGAGGGGCCAGCAGGAGCAGAGAGACACCAGCCUGCUGGCCUGUCAUGGCCCCGCUCUCUACUCCUCCUCCAUGCUGGACCUCAGUUUCCUGGCCUCUCUGAAGCUGCCCACCUAUGAGGAGGUGGCUGCCCAGCCCAGCACCCCCCCGCCCCCCUACAGUGCCGUGUUCGCCGCCCAGGGGGGCGCUGCACGCUUCCCCCAGCCCCUGCGCCACCCCGGCCCCCACCCCGGCCCCCACCCCGGCCCCCACCCCGGCCCCAGCGAUGGCCCCUCCUCCUUCAGCUCUGACAACAGCUCCAGCUGCUCCUGCGACUCCUGCUGCCCCUCCUCCCCCUGUAGCUCCUCCCUCUCCGCCCCUGUCACCUACGAGACGGACACAAGCCACGCCUCCACUCCCAGCGAUGCCACUCCCCUGCCGCUUGAAGCUGUCAUGGAGACCGCCAUCACAGUGACCACUGAGAUGGACCUGGACGCCAACAGCAGCAUGACUGUUGCCGAGGUAACUGUUGCUACAGUGGCCGGUGAUGUUGACCUGCCAAGGGAUGCUAUUCAGGAUGCAACCAUGGUAACUGUCACCAUAACAGAGGUUACCAUGACGGAUGCUGUGGCUGUGAUGACCAGUGCGCCUGAAAAGACUAUGGCUGCACACCCAAGCAUGGCCACCUCCCUGCAGGACCCCCUACACUCCCCCACCUCCUGCCCUAGCAACCCUGCCCCCCCCGACCAAGCAGCCCCCACCUCCUGCCCUAGCAACCCUGCCCUCCCCGACCAAGCAGCCCCCACCUCCUGCCCUAGCAACCCUGCCCCCCCCGACCAAGCAGCCCCCACCUCCUGCCCUAGCAACCCUGCCCCCCCCGACCAAGCAGCCCCCACCUCCUGCCCUAGCAACCCUGCCCCCCCUGACCAAGCAGCCCCCACCUCCUGCCCUAGCAACCCUGCCCCCCCCGACCAAGCAGCCCCCACCUCCGCCCCUGUGUCUCCGCUGACUCUCUCACCUGACCCAACCCCAGCCACAACCCCAGCCUCAACCCCAGCCUCAGCCCCAGCCCCAGUCUUGAUCCAAACACCAGCACCAAACAAACCUCAAGAACCAGCGCUUGAAGAGUAUCCUAACAUGGCACCAAAUACACCAGCCCCAGCUUUAGCCCCAACCCCAGCCUCAGCUUUAGCCCCAGCUUUAGCCCCAGCUUUAGCCCCAGCUUUAGCCCCAACCGCAGCCUCAGCUUUAGCCCCAACCCCAGCCUCAGCUAUAGCCCCAGCUCCAGCCUCAACCCCAACGCCAGCCUCAACCCCAGUCCCAACCCCAGCUCCAGCCCCAACCCCAGCCCUCUCUUUGUUGACCCCCCUGGUGUCCCUGACAGAAGCCCCCCCCCCCCUCCCCCCGGGCCUCAGUCUCCCCCCCCAAGCAGACUCUGUUCUCCCCCUGCGUGGACGUGUACGAGGCCACCCCCCCCACCUGGGAGGGCCCAGAGGGGGAGGGGGGGGAGGAGGGGGAGGAGGACGUGGGGGCAGAUGAGAGCCAGUACCGCCACAGACGACUGACCGGAGACUCCGGCAUCGAGGUGUGUCGCUGUCAGGUGGAGAGGGAGGGGGAGGAGGAGGAGGGGGAGGAGGGGGAGGGGGAGGGGGAGGAGGAGGGGGAGGGGGGAGGCAGGAGAGGGGGAGGAAGAGGAGGAGAAGGUGAUGGAGGAGGGAGUGAGGUCAUUCAGGUACAUGACAGUGUUGACUGUCUAAUCGCUAGGGGUCAGGGGUCAGGGGCGGGGCUAACCCUCUGUAGCCCCACCCCUACCACACUAGUGGGUGAGGAGGGUGCUGUGGUGGUUGUUGUGGAGACUGUGUGACUGACAGGUGGACUGGUCCUCUUGUAAGAGUUCAGGGUGAGCUGGUGCCAGGGAGGGCAGCUGUGUGUGAGCUGCACGUCUCCUGGGGAACGAUGAACACACAGAGGAGCCCCAUCUGUCUAGGGUGUGAGGGUGUGAGAGUGUAUGUGUGCGUGACUGUGUGUGUGUGUGUGUGUGUGUGUGAGAGAGAGAGUGUGUGUGUGUGUUUGUGAGUUACACAACCAGCUAAACAAUGAGUCUAAACACAUUAACACAGAACAGAAGAUGUGAAAAUGCCAAAUUCUCUCUUAAUGGCCCCGCCCCCGCCCUCGCCCCCCUCCCCCUAACAACAACAGCUGCUGUGUGACAUCAUCUGCUCAUCUCUCUGACUGAAACCUCACACACACCAGCCAGCCUCUACACACACACACACUGAGAUGAGCAAGCGAGACUGUAGAUUUAAGUGGUGUGUGUGUAUGCAUGUGUGUGUGUAGUUACGUAUGUGUAUGUAUGCAUGUGUGUGUGUGUGUGUGUGUGUGUGAGGGCUCCUUUUAAACUAGGUCCUAUGGCAGGUUAACUGCAUAACUAACCCAGCUGUAUCUGGCCAAGCACAAGUUCUAGAACAGCAGGAGAGGUUCUACACUGCUUGAGAAGUCUUGCAGGUCCAGAUGGCUCCAGGGUUCUAGAGUUCUGAAGGGGGUUCUAGAGUUCUGAAUGGAGUGAGAGGGUAUAGAGUUCUGAAGAAGACAGGUUGUUUAUGAGAUGACUCUGUCCAGCAGGUGCUGUAUGUCACACACCUCCGUCACAUCAAUGUGUGUGUGUGUGCGUGAGUAGUAUACAUGUAUGUACAUGAACAUGUGUAGUCAUGAAUGUUCCAUACCUUUGGAUAUUGUUGGAAUACAGAUAUUGUACUGGUGAUGUUUAUAAGUAGGGCCCAUGUGGAGGUGUACUUAGUGGGACUGAUUGCAGAGUGGGGUAGAUUAGGGAGCAGGAUGUAGGGGCUAGGGAGCAGAAUGUAGGGGCUAGGGAGCAGGGUGUAGGGGCUAGGGAGCAGGACGUAGGGGCUAGGGAGCAGAACGUAGGGGCUAGGGAGCAGGACGUAGGGGCUAGGGAGCAGGACGUAGGGGCUAGGGAGCAGGACGUAGGGGCUAGGGAGCAGGACGUAGGGGCUAGGGAGCAGGACGUAGGGGCUAAGGAGCAGGAUGUAGGGGCCACCUUCCCAUCAUGCUCUCUGGUUUUUGGAUAUAAACUACACUUCCCACCAUGCUCUCUGCUCCCGGGACAGAAACUACACUUCCCAUCAUGCUCUCUGGCCUCUGGACAGAAUCUACACUUCCCAUCAUGCUCUCUGGUUUUUGGAUAUAAACUACACUUCCCAUCAUGCUCUCUGCACCCUGAACAGAGCCAAGAGAACUGUUGCUGUUACCAUGACAGCCGCUGUGGACGUGGUCUGAUCGUUCUUCUUGACUAGAACUAAUGUGAGGCUGUGUGCCAUUUCUACUCAACCACUGUUAGUAAUAUACAUAUAUAUAAAAAAAAUAUAUAUAUAAAGAUAAUUAUAUGACAAUACUGUUACUAUGGAAACUGUUAAUAAUAUGUUUGAAACUGUCCUACUAACUGCGUUCCCUUUUGUGUGUGUGUGUGUGUGUGUGUGUGUGUGAGAGCGAGUGUGUGUAUGUGACCUCUAUUACUCUCCCUAUUAUUGUGCCUCUAUAGAUUUCUAUUGAUCCCCCUUCCCCUCCUCUCAUCUCCACUCCUCCUCUCAUCUCCACUCCUCCCCUCCUCUCAUCUCCACUCCUCCCCUCCUCUACCCUCAUCUCCUCUACCCUCCUCUCCUCUACCCUCCUCUCCUCUACCCUCAUCUCCUCUACCCUCCUCUACACUGCUCUUCUUCUCUCCUCCCUCUCUCAUCCCUCCCAGUGUCUCUCCGUCUUGUCCUUAGCCAGUGUCUGAGUUACUCUCCAUCUGUCUGAAAAUAAACACUAUCCAAUCUA